UCUUGAUAAGAAACAGGACCUACAAGGGCUGCUUUUUUCAUAAACUUCCAGGGGUUCCAGUCUCUGGAAACGGCUGGACCCAAAGGAUAAAGCCAGUUGCUGUAUGAGAGUAACACAAAAUCCUUUUGCCGAGCCAGGGUUCUUGCUAUGCAAACAUGUCUCAUUCCCCCUUUUUAUACUGUGCCUGUUGGGAUCCUUGGAAUGUGAGGGGUAAAAGGCUAAUAAAGACCAUGCCAGGCUUACCGAAUCAGAAAGCCAGGUCUUCCUCACUAGGCAUGAUCUUGAAAAGCCAAAAUAGUUUCCUGUUUGCUCUAAAACCUCCCAGCACAUCCAAAGGGAUAUUGCCCAACAGAAAAUAUGGAUAUCGACUACGAAGCAGAGAACCACCUGAUGCUUCAGGGGAGUUCAUAGAAAUCUCACCUGGUUAUACCUUGACUCGAAGUAAAGAACAUCUCUCCGUCACGCUAGGGGAGGAAUUUUUUGAAAGAAAAAAUGCUACUGAAGAACCAGCCCCGCGCUUUGUUCCCAGAAGCCCAGUGAAACUUGAGACAAAGUGCUCCAUGAAGUCACAGUGUCUGAGGAAGACUACAGGGAGAGGACUGACUAGACCACACAGCACUGCCUGGAUCCUUUCAGUGCCAUUAUUAUUGGAGAAGGAUAUGGAAGAAAAGUGCAAUGAGAUGCAACAGGAGCAUGAGAAUAAGAUCAGGGAACUCCAAGAAGCUCACUGUGCUGAGCUCCAGGCCUUGCAAGUGCAGUACAAGAAAGAACUGAGGACUGAGAGGGCCUCUGCACAAGAGAAAAUGGAGGGGAUGCAGAAGGAAUACAGGUAUCUGAAGAAUGCAUUCCGAAUGUACCAGGACAGUGUUUCUGAUGAAAUGGAGGAGAAGUGGCUGAGAAGACAGGCUGACUGGAAGAAGAGUGAGAGGACUGAGCGGGAGAAGGCACUGUUACAGCAAAAGCAGGAAUUGAUGAAGAAAUUUGAGCUGGAGAGAGAGCAGCUAAAGAAAUCAUUUCAGAGUGGUAACUCCAUGACGAAUAAACACUCCCAACAGGAAAGAGAGGAGUUUAUUAAACAGCACCAGGAAGAUGUGGAGAAAAUAAAAGAGUUGCAAAACAUCAAGGAGUCUCUGGAAGCCGAUUUGAAGGAGAAGGAUCAGAUUCUCAAGGCUCUCACCACAACGAUGCAGAACACUCAGAUGGAACUUCAGAAAGAGAAAAGCAACCUGAUGGCGUUGGAGAAAAACAUUCAACAGAAAAUCUCAGCAGUUGAAUUAAAACACCAGCUCAAUGUCAGUUCCCUGGCAGAUGAAAAUGCCCUUCUGAGACGCAAACUGAUCACAAAGAGCGAAGAAGCAUUUAACGAAAGAGUCCGGCAAAAGAGUCAGUUGUGAGGACUGCUCUAAUGGGAAUGUGACCUUGUUACUAAGGGAAACUUGCUGAUGAUGGUAAAUCCAAACGUAGCAAUAUGUUGAAGUUUAUUUUCCAUUUCUGUAGGCAAUGCCAAAUCUGCCGUCCCUCACUCGUCCAAAAUCAUAUCAAUCAAUCAUAUCCCAGGUGUCAUGUUUUUGUCCUGUCGUUUCCUUAUUCUCUAUCCUGUAUUGCUUCAGGCCACAAGUCUGCUGCAAAUCACUGUCCUUGCUUUGUUUCCAGACAGCGAGAUGGAUGCUGGCCCCAAGUGUGUGUGCUGCACUAUGAUGCUCAGCUGAGUCUUCUCUCUGCUUAAGCUCUCUCUUACCAGGCCAGGCUGGUAUGGUGUAGAUGAAUGGGUGCUCAGAGGCUAAUGUUUUUAGCCCUCUUGCUAAUCAUUACUACAAUAGUUAUUUGCUACUAUAAAUGGGGAUGCUCCUCCUCCCAGGCAGUCAGACUUCUAGUCAGA
Molecule: messenger RNA, 1879 nt
Organism: Malaclemys terrapin pileata
Lineage: Eukaryota; Metazoa; Chordata; Testudines; Emydidae
Gene: FLACC1
Product: flagellum associated containing coiled-coil domains 1
Exons: 16
Coding region: 156-1394 (412 amino acids)
Cellular component (GO): cytoplasm
Source: RefSeq, a predicted model, not a curated record